UAGAAAAUUAGUAUCCAAUUAUCAUGGGCAUUAAAGAAGCGGCUAUAUAUUUCGAUAACCAAUGGAACACGUACUAUGCAGGACAAGCUGUAAACGGAAGAGUAGAAUACGUUUUUGAUAGUCCUAAAAAAGUUAGAGGCAUUCAUGUCAAGAUAAAGGGCGAAGCACACACAGAAUGGAGUGAAAGCAAACAGGAGGAAGACUCUGAAGGACGAACUCAAUCGGUAGACUCACUGCACACUGGAAAUGAAGAGUAUUUUCAAAUAUCUUACUACCUUUUAGGAAGCAGUACAGGCGGUGAAAUAGAAAUUCCAGCUGGAAAGCAAGUGUAUAACUUCACAUGCACACUACCACCAGCUCUGCCAUCCUCCUUUGAGGGUCAAUACGGAUAUGUGAGGUAUACUGUCAAAGUGACCUUGGAUAGACCUUGGAAGUUUGACCAGGAUACUAAGGCUGCAUUUACGGUUAUCAAUGCUCUGGACCUCAAUAUCAACCCAUCGUAUAGAGAACCAAUUCAUUUUCAAUUGGAGAAGACAUUUGGUUGCUUCUGUUGUGUCUCCCAACCUUUAUCUGUGGAUGUCAGAGCUCCUGUGUCAGGAUACUGUCCCGGACAAACUAUUCCACUAACUAUAGACAUUGAAAAUAAAAGCAAUGUGCAGUUGCAUUUGGUGAAGAUAUUUUUGAGAAAGGUGGUGAAUUACAGAGCAACAUCACCUACUAAUGUGAACAAAAAGACCAAAGAUGUGGUGGUUACAGUACAAGAGGGCCCUGCUCCGGCCGGUACCACCAAACACUGGUCCCUCAACAUAGAAGUACCACCAAUACCACCAUCCAACCUCGUUAACUGCAACAUCAUUGAUCUGGAUUAUGACUUGAAGGUGGAGUGUGUUGUGUCGGGCAUGCAUUUCAACAUGAAGGACCGGAAGUAUGUGACUAUUGGUACGGUUCCCCUGGUGGGACUGGCCAAUCAGCCGUCCGCGCCCCCCGCGCCUUCCACACCCAGCCAGCCCGCUGUGUUACCUGUGGGACCGGGGCAACCUAAUGGACCUCCCGGUGGCGACGCGGCCGGCGGUUGGGUUCAGCCCGUACAGCCUUAUCAGAGCCUGUACCCAACACUCACUUCCCCGGUGUACAAAGAGUCAGCGUACACGGCCCGUACUAUACAAGACCGCGGAGACAAUUCCCACACCGCUAUACCUCAGGGACCGAGAUUCGCGCCGUACUAUCCGACGUACGCGCAGCCGCCGCCGCUACCGCAGUAGAUGAAAAUCACAGAUAAAAAUCGUACCUGUUAAUAGGCCUCGCUUAAUUUAAAGAUCGCUCCGUUUUAAUUAUUAUAAUAUGAGGGCCUGUUUCACCACUUCCUGAUAAGUGACGAAUAGGCUAUCCAACAAUUAACUAGAGAAAUCAAGUAUAAAAUCUGUCGAAAAAGUUGUGAAUAGCCUAUUUGGCACUUUAUCAGAAAGUGGUUAAAUAUAGGCCCUAAAUCAGGCAACUGAUGUUUCCUGUAUCAGAUUGUUCUUUGUGUAAUUUAUCAGCGAUUUUUUAAAUAUGUAUCUGUAUAAGAGAGAGACAACAAUAUGAUGUGAUCAACUAUGAACUUUAUAUGCGUUGGCGAAAUUGACUUAUAAAAUUUAUAACAGUUAUUAAAAGUACGAACGUUUGCUUAUGACCCCAAUAUUUAUUUUUCCGUCCAAUGGAUUUCUAAAACUUUAUAAAAUAAUAAAUUUAUCUCAAAUCUACGCACAAAAGCGCUUUAAAUGUAGUAAUAUAAGAACAACUUGAUUAAGAUCUGAUAGAGAUUUAAUAUAAAAAAUGUGCUUUGCUCUUUCUACCAAAAAGUAACCAGCAAAAAUGUUAUUUUGCUACCAAUAUUAAGAGUCCGUAUACGAAAUU
Molecule: messenger RNA, 1896 nt
Organism: Aricia agestis (brown argus)
Lineage: Eukaryota; Metazoa; Arthropoda; Insecta; Lepidoptera; Lycaenidae
Product: arrestin domain-containing protein 17
Exons: 9
Coding region: 24-1262 (412 amino acids)
Biological process (GO): protein transport
Cellular component (GO): cytoplasm
Source: RefSeq, a predicted model, not a curated record